ACGCAGAGAUCCCCCCAGGAUGAUGAGAAAACUACUUUUACUUUUCCUAAUCUGCUCAUUCAAAAUAUGGGCGGAAAAUACAAGGGCAUCAAAAUUCGCAAACUCCAAGCGAAAGCGAAAUGGAAACGCAAUGCAAGAAAAUAAAUUGAACAAUGACGACAUGGACCAGUACAGCUUCCUGUCUUUGAGGACACCGAACGAGGAAAAGGCUGCCAACGAAAAUGACGCCAACAACGCGAAAAAUGAAAAACCAAGCGAGGAAAAAAGCAACGGUAAUGAAAAGAAGAAUGAAGAGAAUAGCAAUGCAAAUGAAAAAAAAACCGAAGAAAACAACGCAAAUGAGCAAAAGAAUGACCAAAGUAACAGUCAAAGCAACAGCCAAAGUAACAGCCAAAGUAAUAACCAAAGCAAUAACCAAAGUAAUGACCAAAGUAACGCCCAAAGUAAUGACCAAAGUAACGCCCAGAAUAAUACCCAAAGUAAUAACCCCCCAAAAAAUGAACCCGUACCAGUAGAAAAAAAAAUUAAUAAAGAGAACUUGUUAGAAUAUGGGACCCAUGACAAAGAUGGCCAUUUUAUUCCUUCCUAUAAAACACUGACAAAUGAAAUUCUGUCCACAAAUAAUUCACUGGAAAAAGCGUCAAGCUUCCUCAAAAUCGCCUGCUCACAUAUUAUGAAAAUUCUGGAAUUCAUCCCCGAGAGUAAAUUGUCGUCUCAGUACAUAAAGGUGGAAUCGAAAAACGUGUACAUAAAGGACAUCACUUCGGAAUGCCAAAAUAUAUUUUUUUCGCUCGAAAAAUUAACCAUGACAAUGAUUGUCCUAAAUUCGAAGAUGAACAAAUUGAUCUACGUCCAGGAUAAAUAG
Messenger RNA from Plasmodium coatneyi, 865 nucleotides. RefSeq lists its product as uncharacterized. NCBI's taxonomy places the organism in Eukaryota, Apicomplexa, Aconoidasida, Haemosporida, Plasmodiidae. The record is from RefSeq and is a predicted model, not a curated record. The transcript is spliced from 2 exons. The coding region runs from base 20 to 865 and encodes 281 amino acids.